Molecule: messenger RNA, 648 nt
Organism: Acanthosepion pharaonis
Lineage: Eukaryota; Metazoa; Mollusca; Cephalopoda; Sepiida; Sepiidae
Source: the annotation of a GenBank genome assembly
AUGAAGUAUGCCACAAAUAGCACGGCUGCUGCAGAGAUCAAAGUUAAGGAAAUUCUCAAAGAACUUUACCACCUUAUCAACCAAGUGCAGGAAGAGCGUGCUCGUGGAGAACACAAUCUAACAAAUAUCUCAAAAACUCAUGAACGAAUGCAGCAAGAACAGAGAAUCACGCCCUAUUACAAAAAUAAACUGAAAGGUUUAUACAACACUGCCAUGCAAGAUGCAGCUGCUGAAGCAGAACCCCCUCCACUGUGUGGAGCAGUUCCAGCUGAUGCCAAUUAUGUUGGUAAACCUGGGGACAAAGUAGCUGCCCGAGUGAAAGGUCAAGAUGGUGAAGAAGAGAACUGGAUUUUGGCAGAGAUCUUCUCUUACAGCAGUACCAGUUGCAAAUAUGAAGUGGAUGAUAUUGAUGCAGAGGAGAGUAAUGAGCGACAUUCAUUGAGCAGGAGACGGAUUGUACCGUUGCCUAUCUGGAAGGCUAACCCAGAAACAGAUCCUGAUGCCUUGUUUCCAAAAGAGACGCCUCAAGAUGACUAUAUGGUAUUAUUUGAAGAUACAUCUUACCCAGAUGGCUACUCACCACCCCUUGGAGUUGCUCAGCGCUAUGUGAUAGCUUGUAAAGAGGAAAAGAGAAAGUGCACAACGUAA